Molecule: messenger RNA, 3168 nt
Organism: Oryza sativa Japonica Group (Japanese rice)
Lineage: Eukaryota; Viridiplantae; Streptophyta; Magnoliopsida; Poales; Poaceae
Source: RefSeq, a predicted model, not a curated record
AUGGCGGAAUCGCUACUUCUCCCGGUGGUGCGUGGGGUGGCCGGCAAGGCGGCCGACGCGCUCGUCCAGAGCGUCACUCGCAUGUGCGGCAUCGACGGCGACCGCCGCAAGCUGGAGCGCCAGCUUCUGGCCGUCCAGUGCAAGCUGGCCGAUGCCGAGGCGAAGAGCGAGACCAACCCCGCCGUCAAGCGCUGGAUGAAGGACCUCAAGGCCGUCGCCUACGAGGCCGACGACGUCCUCGACGACUUCGAGUACGAGGCGCUGCGCCGCGAGGUCAAGAUCGGCGACUCCACCACCCGCAAGGUACUCGGCUUCUUCACGCCGCAUAGCCCACUCCUGUUCCGUGUUACCAUGAGUAGGAAGCUGGGUGAUGUCCUCAAGAAGAUCAACGAGCUGGUCGAAGAGAUGAACAAGUUUGGCCUGAUGGAACACGUAGAGGUGCCACAGCUUCCUUAUCGGCUAACACACUCGGGGCUGGACGAGUCAGCAGACAUAUUUGGGCGAGAGCAUGACAAAGAGGUGUUGGUGAAACUGACGCUGGAUCAGCAUGAUCAGCAGAAUUUGCAGGUUCUCCCCAUCGUGGGGAUGGGAGGUUUGGGCAAGACGACGCUUGCCAAGCUGAUAUACAAUGACCCCAGUGUCCAGGAACAUUUCCAACUGAAGAUGUGGCACUGUGUCUCAGAGAACUUUGAAGUUGGUUCCCUUCUGAAAUCCAUCGUUGAAUUGGCUACAAAUAGAAGAUGCCAACUAAUCAACACCAUCGAGCUGUUGCGACGGCAACUUGAGGAAGCCUUUGGCCGAAGAAGGUUUCUACUUGUUCUUGACGAUGUAUGGAACGACGAGGAAAACAAGUGGGCUGAUGACCUAAAGCCACUACUGAACUCUGUUGGCGGUGCAGGAAGUGUCAUUGUCGUCACAACUCGGAGCCAACGAGUGGCAUCUAUAAUGGGCACACUUGAACCUUAUGAGCUACGGUGUCUGAAUGAAGAUGAUUCGUGGGAGGUGUUCUCCAAGAGAGCGUUUGGUAAACAAGUACAGGAGCAAGCAAAGUUGGUUUCCAUCGGCACACGUAUUGUCAAGAAAUGCAGGGGGGUGCCUCUUGCUCUCAAGACGAUGGGUGGCCUUAUGAGUUCAAAGCAAUCAGUCUCAGAAUGGGAGGUCAUUGCAGAAAGUAAUAUUGGGGCUAGGGUCCAAGGUAAAAAUGAUGUCAUGGACAUAUUGAAAUUGAGCUAUAGACACCUAUCACCUGAAAUGAAGCAAUGCUUUGCGUUCUGUGCAAUUUUCCCCCAAGAUUACGAGAUGGUUAAAGACGAACUAAUCCAACUAUGGAUGGCAAAUGGUUUUAUUCAAGAAGAGGAGAACAUGGAUUUGACACAUAAAGGAGAAAUGAUCUUCCAUGAUUUGGUAUGGAGAUCGUUCCUCCAAGACGUGAAAGAGGAGUUCAUAAUCGGUUAUCACUGUGAUUCAAUUGUUUGUAAAAUGCAUGAUUUAAUGCAUGACCUAGCAAAAGAUGUUACUGAUGAAUGUGCUAGUACAACAAAAGAGUUGGAUCAGCUGAAAGGCUCGAUAAAAGAUGUCCGUCACUUGCGAAUUCCUGAAGAAAUGGAAGAAACGAUGACCGAGUUAUUCAAAGGCACAUCAUCUCUGCAUACUCUGAUAGACCGAUCAUGGCGAUCAACAUUAUGGAAUGUUAGUGUGGAAUUCAAUUUGGCAUCAGUGAGAGCAUUGCGUUGUUCUGUUAUCAAUAGUGCUAUCACAAAUGCAAAGCAUAUACGGUUUCUCGACCUUUCCGAGACUAGUAUCGUUAGAUUGCCAGAUUCAAUAUGCAUGUUAUAUAACUUACAAUCACUGAGGCUCAAUAGUUGCGAUGAGCUAGAAUAUUUGCCAAAAGGUAUGAGAACAAUGAGGAAGCUUAUCCAUAUUUAUCUAUAUUGGUGUGACAGUUUGCGACGGAUGCCCCCAAAUAUCGGUCUGCUGAAUAAUCUUCGUACUCUGACAACAUAUGUUGUGGACACUGAAGCAGGCUGUGGAAUUGAGGAGCUCAAAGACUUGCAACACCUUACCAACAGGUUGGAACUGUACAAUUUGCACAAAGUAAAAAGCGAAGAGAAGGCAAAACAAGCCAAUAUGUACCAGAAGAAAAAUCUAAGUGAAGUAUUGUUUUUCUGGGGCCGACAAAAACGUUGCAUGCCUAAUGACAAUGCCUAUAACGAGGAGCGUGUGUUGGAGUCACUUGCACCUUAUUGUAGUAACCUCAAAGUUUUGGAGUUACAUGGAUAUGGUGGUGUUGAAAUCCCUGAAUGGAUGAGAGACCCACACACGUUCCAGCGUAUAUCAAAACUCAACAUUUCAAACUGUCCAAGAUGCAAGGAUCUACCACCAGUAUGGCUCUUGGUCUCUCUUGAGGAGUUGUCCUUGUCUUGCAUGGAUAACCUAACCACAUUAUGUACGAAUGAUGAUGUAGAAGCUGAGGGAUGUGGUACCUCUCUGCAAAUUUUCCCCAAGCUUAAGAAGAUGUUCUUAAGAAAUCUACCAAACUUGGAGAGAUGGGCAGUCAAUAUUUCAGGAGAUCCUAGUAGCUUCAUCACGCUUCCCCAGCUCGAGAUACUAAGAAUCAGUGACUGCCCUAAACUUGCAGGCAUUCCAGAUUGCCCGGUUCUAAGAGACCUGAAUAUAGAUAGAUGUUCAAAUAUUGCUGUCAGCUCGCUCGCACACGUAACAAGUUUGUCCUAUCUCAGUUACGACGCAGAAGGCUUUGAUUCUAUGACCAUGCCGCUGGGCUCAUGGUCAUCACUCAUGAGAUUAAAAGUAAGGUCUCUCGCAAACAUGGUGAUUUCUCUGGAGGACCAACAAAACCAAGGAGAAAGUAAUCUCGUAAAUCUUCGGCGUUUGAAUCUACAUGGCCCCAAAUGCUUCACGACGGUAUCCGGUUUCUCUGAAUUGCACCAUGGGAUAUGGGUACACUUUGCCUUUGUGGAGCAUUUGGUGAUUGGAGAUUGCCAUGAUAUUGUCCGCUGGCCAACGGAGGAGCUCAGUGUCAGCAAUGAUCAGCUUGUAAGACGUUGCAAAGAAGGUGGUGAGUAUUUUGACUUGCUCUCCUCCAUUCCAGAUAAAUCAAUAAUAUUUUCAGAAAGGUACUAUCGCAAGAGGUUCCUCCCCUUCUGCUGA